UGCAACCCAAUCCUAUCACCACGAAUCCUUGCACUAAAGGAAUGGGCUUCCCUUUGGUUUCCUAUGCUUUGCUUGCUUCUAUAACUCAUCCGAAUCUUCUCCUCUUCUUCUCCUCCUCCUCCUUCUUCUUCUUCUUCUUCACUGUCUCAAUCUUUUUCUCAUAAACAUGCAUACAUGAUGAUCUAUGCCAUAUAUGCAUGCCUUAUUUGAGGUCCCACAAAUACUAAAUUUAUGAGCCCUUGAGUGUUCUCAUCCAACUCCAACCAUCUCUCUCUCCAAGUUUAAAAGUGUCUAAGUCUACAGCUUCACCCAAACUUAACUCCUCACCUCUCCCUUUUCCACCUAUUAAACUAUCAAACUAACUAACAAACAAUCAAACAAACUCACUCUCUCCACCUCCACCUCCUCUUUCUUCUCAUCCUAUUCUUCCAUUACUUCCCUUUUCAUUCAUUCAAUUCUUGUUUCUUGUUCUUCAUUAUAAAUAUUAAACCACUCCUCUUCUACUCUUUCAUCUUUCAGCAAUGGAAGCUAUUGAUGAAGUCACCCUUGAUCUCUCUUCUACUACUGCAACCACAACUUCUAGUAUCAAAGGGAAGCGAACAAAACGUUUAAGAGCUGUGAGUUCUUCUUCGUCCUCUGAUCUCUCCGGUAGCGCUACCGAAGAAGAAGAAGACAUGGCUAAUUGCCUCAUCCUUCUUGCUCAAGGCGGCAUAAUCACAGCAACAACAACAACAACAACAAUCGAAAAGUCUGAGAAGUUGAUCACUAGCAAGAAGUCUUCGGAAGUCAUAACUGGAUUAUCGGUUUAUGAGUGCAAGACUUGCAACAAGUGUUUCCCUUCCUUCCAAGCUCUUGGUGGUCAUAGAGCAAGCCACAAGAAGCCGAAGAUUCUUAAUAUAGCUGAUGAGAAGAAACCGGUAAUUGAUGAAGAAUCUAUAAUCAAGACUGUUUCGGUUUCCACCAAUGUCUCAAACAAGCCUAGGGUUCAUGAGUGUUCGAUUUGUGGAUCGGAAUUCUCUUCGGGACAAGCUCUUGGAGGACACAUGAGACGACACCGGCCUUUGAACAUGCCGGAGACACCGCCGGAGGUGAAGAAGGAGAGGACACUUUUGUCAUUGGAUCUCAACCUGCCCGCACCGCCGGAAGAUGGUUCCUUUCCUUUCACCUUUUCGGUCUCUAAACUUGUUGAUUGCCAUUACUAAACAUCAUCACCUUAAUUUUCUUU
This is a messenger RNA of Dioscorea cayenensis subsp. rotundata (Guinea yam), 1225 nucleotides long. Its product is annotated as zinc finger protein ZAT5-like. The transcript has a single exon. The coding region runs from base 522 to 1202 and encodes 226 amino acids. The record is from RefSeq and is a predicted model, not a curated record. NCBI's taxonomy places the organism in Eukaryota, Viridiplantae, Streptophyta, Magnoliopsida, Dioscoreales, Dioscoreaceae.